Penaeus vannamei (Pacific white shrimp) is the source of this 292-nucleotide messenger RNA. Lineage: Eukaryota; Metazoa; Arthropoda; Malacostraca; Decapoda; Penaeidae. The record is from RefSeq and is a predicted model, not a curated record.
ACAUGACCCAACCAUGGGAGCUCCGCCCCCUCUCGGAAAACUUAUUGUCAUCUCUUGUGCCGGUUCCCUCGGCCAGUCUGGGUACUACCGUUGUUCAAGACAGUACAGAAUCACCAUGGCACCCGUCCUCGGCUACUGGAAGAUUCGCGGUAUCGCACAGUCCAUUCGGCUGAUGCUCGAGUACACAGGCACGGAGUUCGAGGACAGGUACUACGAGUGCGGACCCGCGCCGCUCUUCGACAAGUCCAGCUGGCUCGACGAGAAGGACGACCUCGACCUCGAGUUUGCUAAU